GUUCACAUCAGUGGCAGUUUUAAAUAAACUGAAAGUUAGAAAUGUUAUGUACAUUUUCAUAAUGACAUAUACACAAUCAUAGUCUUACCAGCCGCCAUCAUACUGGGACAUCAAAAUGACUGACGAUAAGAAGACGUAUUACCACCACACAACUAAGGACGGAGCCGCAAAAAUAUUACAGUCAGGGUACAUCAAGCAAUCAACUGAUACGAAAACAGAUGCUAAGCAUGGUCCCGGUACUUACCUUACCAGAAUGGGCCCAGACAAGUCCCAGAAAGAUAUAGCAAAGAAUAACUACGACGGACUCAACAAUCGAUUCGCAGAUAAAAUGCUGAGGGAUGGUAAAACAGACGUUACCAUAGCCAUUGAUCUGCCCAGCACUAAGGUUACCAGGUCAAAGUCACCUCGCGACAUUUAUGUGUCGCCGGGAGAUGUUACCAUAAAGGACAAAAAUCCAAGGGUUUAUGUGAGGGAUAAGGAUGGAAAGGCUCUGGAGUUCAAACCCAAGUAGAAAAUGAAACCAUCGAGUACUGCAAUUCAUCAUCAAUUGGAUUACAGGUUGUAUUUUUUUCUCAACCAGAAGAACUUACCGUCUAAAAAAUAUCUAAGAAAAUUUAUCAGCUGGUAUCAUCUUUAAAUAUGAAUUCAAUAAUAGAAAAAAUUCUUCUGAUAGAUAUUGCAAAUUUCAAUGGAUUAUGUACAUUUGCUCUCUCUUAUUUACGCUGUAAUGACAUGAUUAGUUAUAUCUUUGGUUGAAUAAUAGCCCGAAAAACCUUUGUUAUUAUUUUAUUGUCCAGACAAUUGAAUCUUCACAAUCAGUUUCUUUAAACGACAAUAAAACUAAUUUCGUAUUUGGA
This is a messenger RNA of Pecten maximus, 857 nucleotides long. RefSeq lists its product as uncharacterized. NCBI's taxonomy places the organism in Eukaryota, Metazoa, Mollusca, Bivalvia, Pectinida, Pectinidae. The transcript is spliced from 3 exons. The coding region runs from base 116 to 511 and encodes 131 amino acids. The record is from RefSeq and is a predicted model, not a curated record.